GAGUACUGUGGUUUACCCAGGGCUCAAACUAGUCUAGCUGUUUAAGGUAAAAAUCAGAAUUGUUUAUUUAGAAGCUAUUUUUGAUAUCACAAAAGUGAUAUCAAAAGGUGUUUCAAAAAGAAAUAAUUUGUGAAGAUGCUUGCCACGUGGAUAAUUUAGCACUUAGGUUGUUGUGGAGUGUUGAGAUGUGGCUCUGAAAUAGUUGCAUGUUUUACUCAAGUCAAGAAUGCUGCAGGCAAUUGCAAGAACAGGGAGAAUUUCAGUAAGGGAGAGUGUGUUAAUUAUCCAUGCAAGAUGUUCACACUUGCUGCUGUGUUUCAUAUGUUUUCAUAUCUGCUGAAGCAAAGCAAGAAAAGUGUUGUGCUGGGGCAGUGUGCGUGCAUGGCUUAGAGCUGAAUAGAUGUAAAUGGUUAAAAAGGGGUUCUCUGCUAGAGAGGAGGAGGGGAAAGUAAGAGUGCAUUCCCAAAAAAGUACAUUCCCAAAAUAAAAAGCUUACAUCAUGGACCUCUUCAGUUUUCCCACACUUCUUUCCUAAUUAUUGUCCUGCAGGACAGCUGAUCUAUUUCAAACAGGAAGCUGUUUACAGAUAACACUUGCAACUGUUUUGUCUGAUUUGUUGAACUGUCGAAAAGCAAAAGACAACCUCUUUUCAAAUUAAAAACUGUCAGACUUCUGUAAACAGCAGCAAUGAGGUUCAUCUGUGCAGUGUCCCUGCAGGCACAGAGCGUUCUGCAGUUCCCAUUUUCUCAGCAGCCAUAAGGCUGUUUAAUUCUGCUCUCCAGCUUGUCUGUCAAGAAACCUUAUCACCAGUCUGCUGGGUGCUCAUGCUGAAACUGCCUAAUUUCCAGGCUUUCAGCUGUGUAUCUGAACCACUUGGCUUGAAAGCCUCUCUGUCUGAUCUUCUGAAUCCUGAAGUGCCCCUGCUACAAGAAAAAGGAGUCAGUGACCUGUAAGUGCUCAUUAUGAAGAGAGAUCUGGUUUUCUUGGUGACUCUAAUUAGCCUUGCCUUCCUGUCACUACUAAGGUCUGGAUAUCCUCAACACAUUGCAGAGGAGUCCUGCUCUGUUCAGAUUCUUGUUCCAGGCCUCAAAGGGGAGGCUGGAGAAAAGGGGGAGAAAGGUGCUCCAGGUCGUCCAGGCAGAGUUGGACCUCCAGGAGAAAAAGGAGAAAUGGGGGACAAAGGACAGAAAGGCAGCAUAGGACGGCAUGGAAAAAUUGGUCCUAUUGGUUCAAAAGGUGAAAAAGGAGAUAAUGGUGACAUAGGACCACCAGGUCCUAAUGGUGACCCAGGCAUCCCCUGUGAGUGCAGCCAGCUAAGGAAGGCUAUUGGUGAAAUGGAUAUCCAAGUAGCCCAGCUGACAACGGAACUAAAAUUCAUAAAAAAUGCACUGCCCUCCCCCGCAGCUGUUGCUGGUGUGCGUGAGACAGAUAAUAAGAUAUAUCUGCUGGUGAAGGAAGAGAAGAGAUACAAGGAAGCCCAGCUCUACUGCCAUGGAAGAGGAGGGACACUGAGCAUGCCCAAGGAUGAGACUGCCAACAGUCUGAUUGCCUCGUACAUCAACCAAGCUGGGCUCACCAGAGUCUUCAUUGGGAUUAACGACCUAGAGAAAGAGGGAAAUUUUGUCUAUUCCGACCGGUCACCCAUGCAGACCUUCAACAAGUGGCGCAGCGGGGAGCCCAACAAUGCUUACGAUGAGGAGGACUGUGUGGAGAUGGUGGCCUCUGGAGGGUGGAAUGAUGUUGCAUGUCACAUUACCAUGUAUUUUGUGUGUGAAUUUGACAAAGAAAAUGUCUAAGCUUCUCUGCUCUUUCUUUAUUUUAAGAAAAGUUUUUAAGCCAAUUUUACAGGUUACUCCAUGUUUAUGAGUUCAAGUGGCAUUUUGCAAGUAUGUGGCACCAAUGUUGUACAGCUGUAAAUACAAUUUAGGUAUUUCAAAUAUCAGUAUUUACCCUUCAGAAGGGAAGAGCAGUAAUAAGACAUAGCUUGUUUUUUUUAUUUUUCUGUAGAAAAAUAUAUAUAUUUAGAUAAAAAUGUGGUUUGGGGCUAAAUUUUGCCCUUACAACAGUUAACAAAUGUGAUUACAUGACUGUAAAGGGAAGGCAGAAUUUGGCCUCUAGUUGUUAGAAUGAUUAGAAUUAGGUUCCUGAUAUUCUUUUAUCUUAGCAAAAUUUGUAGUUAUAAAUGUUAAUUGCUUGUAGUGCUACAGGGAUAUUUCAGCAACAAGACAAAUAUUUUGUAUACUCCAGCUAAUUAGUACAAAUAUUACUGUAGGUUUAUUGGUUCUUAAAACUUUUUUUUUUAAAAACAACCAAAGCAAGCCAAGAAAUAGGAAGUCCUACCAAUUUUGUAAUGUUUCUUUAUUAAACUGUUCACAGAUGUAUGAUGAGAAAGCAUUUAAGUAAACUGGGUUUUAGUGGUGAAGGAGGACAAAGUUUAGAGAAAGGUGUCCCUGCCCACAGCAGAGGGUUAGAACUAGAUAAACUCUAGGGUCCCUUCCAACCCAAACCAUUCUAUGAUUC
Messenger RNA from Manacus vitellinus (golden-collared manakin), 2520 nucleotides. It is a transcript of the gene COLEC11, whose product is annotated as collectin subfamily member 11. Bases 963 to 1796 code for a protein of 277 amino acids. Lineage: Eukaryota; Metazoa; Chordata; Aves; Passeriformes; Pipridae. The transcript is spliced from 8 exons. The record is from RefSeq and is a predicted model, not a curated record.